UUCUGGGCUCCUUCUUUCUCCGCAAGAUGGCAUCCCCGGCCGUACCGGCAAGUGUCCCUGCUGCCACUGCGGCUGCAACCCCUGCGCCGGCUGCCACCGCAGCCCCGGCUGCCGCCCCGACAGCGCCCACGCCGGCUCCGGCGCCGGCUGCGACUCCCGCUGCCGCCCCGGCUCCUGCCUCGUCCUCCGACUCUACGGCCGCUACGCCUACAGCUCCGGGCCAAACCCCGGCCUCCACGCCAGCCCCUGCGCAAACGCCGGCGCCUUCACAGCCCGGGCCCGCCCUCCCGGGGCCUUUCCCGGGCGGCCGCGUGGUCAGACUGCACCCGGUCAUUUUGGCCUCCAUCGUGGACAGCUACGAGCGACGCAACGAGGGAGCUGCCCGGGUUAUCGGCACCCUGCUGGGAACUGUUGACAAGCACUCAGUGGAAGUCACCAACUGCUUUUCAGUGCCGCACAACGAGUCAGAAGAUGAAGUGGCUGUUGACAUGGAGUUUGCUAAGAAUAUGUAUGAAUUGCACAAAAAAGUCUCCCCAAAUGAACUCAUCCUAGGCUGGUAUGCGACAGGCCAUGACAUCACAGAACAUUCCGUGCUGAUCCAUGAGUACUACAGCCGGGAGGCCCCAAACCCCAUUCACCUCACUGUGGACACAGGUCUGCAGAAUGGGCGCAUGAGCAUCAAGGCUUAUGUCAGCACAUUAAUGGGUGUCCCUGGGAGGACCAUGGGAGUGAUGUUCACACCUCUCACAGUGAAGUAUGCAUACUAUGACACCGAACGCAUUGGCGUCGAUCUCAUCAUGAAGACAUGUUUUAGCCCCAACCGGGUGAUUGGACUCUCAAGUGACCUACAGCAAGUGGGAGGGGCCUCAGCUCGCAUCCAGGAUGCUCUGAGCACUGUGCUGCAGUAUGCUGAGGAUGUGCUGUCUGGAAAAGUGUCUGCUGACAACACUGUAGGCCGCUUCUUGAUGAGCCUGGUUAAUCAAGUACCCAAGAUCGUUCCUGAUGACUUUGAGACCAUGCUCAACAGCAACAUCAAUGACCUGCUGAUGGUGACCUACCUGGCCAACCUCACCCAGUCACAGAUUGCCCUCAACGAGAAACUUGUAAACCUGUGAAGGAGCCCCAAGAGGCUCUUGUGCUGGUCUUGGUUUCCACCACAGGACUAGGCUGAAGUGGAGGCAAAGGGUGUCUUUGUGUCUUGAGUCACAAUGACUCAGUCAGCUGCUUGGGACUCCUAAUAAACAUAGCCUACCUUUUGUAAAUGAA
This is a messenger RNA of Microtus oregoni (creeping vole), 1266 nucleotides long. RefSeq names its product eukaryotic translation initiation factor 3 subunit F (gene Eif3f). Lineage: Eukaryota; Metazoa; Chordata; Mammalia; Rodentia; Cricetidae. The transcript has 8 exons. The coding region runs from base 27 to 1115 and encodes 362 amino acids. Gene Ontology annotation, cellular component: eukaryotic translation initiation factor 3 complex, eIF3m. Gene Ontology annotation, biological process: translational initiation. The record is from RefSeq and is a predicted model, not a curated record. Gene Ontology annotation, molecular function: metallopeptidase activity; translation initiation factor activity; translation initiation factor binding.